Messenger RNA from Gaeumannomyces tritici R3-111a-1, 519 nucleotides. RefSeq lists its product as hypothetical. The transcript has 2 exons. The coding region runs from base 1 to 519 and encodes 172 amino acids. The record is from RefSeq and is a predicted model, not a curated record. Lineage: Eukaryota; Fungi; Ascomycota; Sordariomycetes; Magnaporthales; Magnaporthaceae.
AUGGUUUCCAACAAGAAGCGUCUGUACAUCGCCCUCUACCCCAGCGGUGUCGUUAACAACGAGGAAAGACGCUAUCACUGGGGGUUCCUCGUGGGGCCCAAGGACGAGAAGUCGGAAGAGGUGCCCGGGGCGCGCUACCACGUCAGGAACAUGCCUGUCCGCGGUUGGAUAUACGAGGAGAGACAACUCGAUAACGUCCGCGGCACCGCCAGCCUCCUCACCCGCAUCGUCAUCGCCAAAAUCACGGACGAACAGCGCCUGGUCGAAAUCUUGCGCAACAACCCCGUCGUUCAGCACGACCCAAACUGGCGGUGCCGCACCUGGGUUGCACAGGCGCUCAGGGCCAUCGAGCAGGACGGCAAGUGCGUCGGCUCCGCCGUCCUAGACUGGGAGACCAUCGAGGCCACGGCGAGGGAGUACACCGCCACCAAGGCCGGCGAAGGGCGCUUCGACACCGGAGACAUGCUCAUGCCCAAGCCUACAUGGGACAUGCUUGAGAAUCGCGAGGUGGUUCCCUAA